GAGUAGCGGCAUAGUGCUGCUCACCUUUCGCCUCAUGAGUAGUUGUUCUCAGCACGUCCGCUCCAUUGCCGGGCGAACAUUUUUUUUUAUGAGUCAGUCGUAUUUCAAGUGGAACCGAUCUCUUGCACGAAUGAAGUCACUCACUGCCAACGCGUUGGUGUCUGUGGCGGAGUCAAAGACGCGUGAUCUUCGCCUGGCAGGACGUUUCAUUGAGUUUCAGUUUGAUGAUUUGUUUGAGAAGGCCCAUCGAGAGGAGGAAUACUUUAGGGCACCGUCGCAGGACUACGACACACGGUACGAGAGCGACUCUAACCAGAGCUGCGGGAACUCCGGCGUGACGUACCGUUACGACGUGGAUCCCUUGUUUCUCUCCGUGCAGCGCCGUCUCUCCGUCUCACAGUACCUGCUGGAGAGAGAAAAGAAGGAGCAGGGUAAGAACAAGCACGCUGGUGAAGAAAUUACAGGAACUUGUCAGGGCACUGAUAAAACUCCGCCACGGUUCCAUGAAGAGUUCACCGCCAUGUCCGAGACAGCGCUCAGUCUCUUUCGCGACGUUUUACGUUUGCAGAUGGAAGACUCGAUGCGAUUUAAGGAGGCCAAGGUGUUUGCUUAUUUUGAGGUGGUGCGGAACUUUCUUCGACAAAAUGCUCUUCGAGAGGUUCUGAAUUGGCUUCACCGCCUUCACAACACACACAAAGCCAACAGUGAUAUGGCGGAGGCAGGGUUGGUGUUAUUUUUUAUUGCCGCAUUGUGCUUCCGUGUGACGGAGAUGUUUUACGUUCUCAAGGGAAAAGACUCUCGAGGUGCACGUAUGCCUUUUGGGCUUUUGACAUAUGUCUUUUGGCAUGACUACGUGCGUGUGUUACCGGAGGUGGAUGUUUUGCUACCUGUUGACACGAUCUAUGCCAUUGUGUCUGAACUUUACGUCUGCCCAGAUGAGGCCUGCUUUUCCGCUGAGGGGCAAAUAAAGUCGUUGAGGGAGGCAGCGGAGCACCUUGAGAAGGACCAGUACUACGAGCUCGCGAUUGGUGCGGUUGCCAUCGCUGACAAGUAUCUCCGCGCCAUUGGUGACUACAAGGGGGCGGCGCUAGUGCACACGGCGAUGGGCACGUGGUGCACGGCCAUUGCCCAGCAAAGCAGGCGGCGAAACCAUCGCUACUUUCUCCUGUGGGCCCGUAUGGAGCGUGAGGAGCGCCGAAGGACACGGCGGGAGCUGCAGGAAGAAGACAUUUUGUUGGGCGAGCGGCCGCGAGGGCUGCCGGCUGGUCGGGCCAUUAAACGCGUCUACAAGAUGUCACCCGAAACUUCACUGAAGGAAUUCAAAGAGUACGCCAAGGAGUUCAUUACUUCCCUCCUUCAGGAUGCGAAUCUCGUUGUUUUAACGGAUGAUCUCGUGGAUACCCUUCCGGCGCCACCAGAGCCAACAUCGAAGAAGAAGCGUGUGGCUUCUCUUCAUCAACCACCAAACCAUUGUUGGGUUACCGUCUGUGAGGUGCACGCGAACGUUGCGAAGGGUGAGCCGGCACCCCCCGACGGCUUUGACAGGUCUGUUCAAAUCAAGAAGUUCGAGAGUAUUUUGUAUGUCCACACAAAGCCGGAAGCCGCCGGACCAAGAACGAUUGAUGUUAUGAAUCAGCGCAUGUCUAUAAACAUAUAUGAGCUGGACCGUGCCUUUCCAUCAACGACGAGCGCCAUUGAUGUUUGUAAAGUGGACACUUCAUUUCUGAAUGCUUAUGAAACGGCAAGAGAGACUUUAAAACAACGUACGGAUGCCAUUGCACGGGCACCUGCAAACGAAACGCUCAUCACGGUACUGCGGGAGGCACUUUCACCAAUGGGGAUCACACCUCCGGGCGCAUAUGUGAAGGAAAUUAUUGCCGUCAUGGGCAACAACAGCGAUGUUAUUGAUGCGGUCAAGUUACUUAGCACGACUGCGCGGAAAAAAUUGUCGGUGUGCGAAAAGCAAGGCGUACUCGUAACGCGUCCCGAAGAGUACGCACUUGUAUUGAAGGCCGUGACGGAUAUCGAGUGCUGCCUUAUUGCCAUGGAGGAUGCACCCCGUGAGCAAGAUGAGUAA
Trypanosoma cruzi is the source of this 2077-nucleotide messenger RNA. RefSeq names its product membrane associated protein, putative. The annotation marks the transcript as partial. The record is from RefSeq and is a predicted model, not a curated record. Lineage: Eukaryota; Euglenozoa; Kinetoplastea; Trypanosomatida; Trypanosomatidae. The transcript has a single exon.